ACUGUUGCCUGGCAACGCCUGGAGCUGAGUUCCCCCCUACACACACACACUCUAGCCCCUCCCCCGAGGUGGGGGGUUCGGAGUCAUGUGACUCAGACCCUACGCGGCGGGGCGCGGUCCGAGCCCCGCGGACACGGCCGUGAAGUGAGGGUGGAGGGGCGCGCGCGUGGCUCCUAAGCCCGGACCCCGGCCCCUCUGAACGUUGGGAGAAACAAACCUGAGUGAGUGAAUGCGCGGUUGGGAACGUGCAAAUGGGUCGCAAGCCCCCUUUGUCUAGAGGAGAAACUGAGGCCCAGCGAUGUCAGGAGGCCAGUGGGUUCUGCGAGGAGCUGGGUUCUCCCUUUUUCUUCCCCAUCACAACCUAGCUAUUUCUAUCCACCCAUUCAUCCAUUCACCCCGCUCCCCGCCCUCCCACCCAGCUUGCCAGGUAACCCCUGCGGGGCUGCUGUGAUCAGGGCCUGGUUGAGGAGAGGGUUGAGCUGAGGGGCUUCAAGGCUUUCCCUGGAAGUGGGGAGAGGUGGGAGAGCGUUCUUUGCUGAGGGGAUGCUGGCAUAAUUGGGUUAAGGCGAGGAGUUCACUUCUCUGAGGAUUGAUAGAUUUAUGGAUGGGAAGUGGAGGAGUUGAGGAUGGACAAGGAGGCAGGGGCCAGACCUGCUGGGUCUCCAUUCGGGGAAGUGGUGAACCCUGGAAGAGUUUGAAGCAGCAAGACACAUGCCACAUUUUUUGGACACAGAUCCCUAUGCUCUGUAAUCUUUGCCCCAUGCAGUUCAGAGGAUAGAAACCCCAAGAUGGAACAGGCCUGGGACCUUUUCAGGGGAAACCCAUGACCACCUGAACUUUAACUAGCUGGCUUUUCUCUCUUAUGCCUUCUACUGAGAUACAAGUAAAUCGACUCCCACAGCUGAAGUCACAUCUUAACCCUGAUGACAUGGACACCUCCGUAUCCAAGCCAGUCCUGAGUGUCCACUUCCUUCUGGGUGUCUCCAGAUAGAGUUGUCUUUCUGGGCUCCCCCACUUCUCAUCUCCCACAUUCCUCAUAUCACUCUGGAUCAGUCUAUCUGUUGAGCACCUGCUACAAGUCUGGCGGUUUGGGGCACUGAAGAUCCAAAAGUGAGCAAAACAGGGACUUCCCUAGUAGUCUAGGGUUUAAGACUCUGCACUUCCCCUGCAGGGGGCUUGGAUUCUAUCCCUGGUCGGGGAGCGAAGAUCCCACAUGCGGCAUGGCAGGUGGCCAAAACAUUAAAAAAAAAAAACAAAAAAAAACAGAAGCAGGUUUCCUUUUCCAUUCUGCCCUCAUGGAAGUGAGUCUAAGGGGAGAGAGGGAGCCUGAACAGGUAAUAAAUCAUCAAGAUCAUUUCAGGGGAUGACAAGUGCUGAGAAGGAGAUGAAUGUUCUAGAGGUGAGGAACAGGAAGAGAGGUGCUGUAGAGAAGGAGGCCAGGCAAGUGCCCUCUGAGGAGGUGGUGGUUGCCGCGAGACUUGAAAGAGAGAGCCACUGAGUUGUACUUGGGAAGAGCAUCCUUGCAGAGGGAACAGCCGGUGCCCAGGCCCUGAGGCCGGUGACUGGCUGGUUCCUGUGAUCAGUGACGAGGCUAGUGUGGCCAAGCAGAGUGAAUGAGAGGGGCUGAUCCAAGCAGGGUCUUUCUGGUCACUCACCUUUUGUACUAAGUGAAACAGGCAGGGUUUUCAGCAGGUAAGAAGAUUGCUGUAGUGGCUCAGGUGAGCUGGAUGAUGACCUGGACCAGGUUGUGGCUAUGGGGACAGAAAAAAGGGGCCAGGGCCAGGGCUGGGGGCGUCAUCACUUGCUAUGCGAACAAAGACACCAUUGGGGAAAUGGGUGUGACUGGGGUUUAACUCUGGGCCAGGCCUGUGUGGCCACCCUCUCUCCCACUGCAGACCCAGGGAGGGCCAUGAAGGUGCUGCUCCUUACAGGGCUGGGAGCCCUGUUCUUUGCCUAUUACUGGGAUGACAACUUUGACCCAGCCAGCCUCCACGGAGCCCGUGUACUACUGACCGGAGUCAGUGCCGGCAUAGGGGAAGAGCUGGCGUAUCACUACGCGCGCCUGGGCUCCCACCUAGUGCUCACUGCCCACACCGAAGCUCUGCUGCAGCAGGUGGUAGGGAACUGCCGGAAGCUGGGCGCUCCCAAGGUCUUCUACAUCGCUGCGGACAUGGCCUCCCCUGAGGUGCCCGAGCGCGUGGUGCAGUUUGCGCUGGACAAGCUGGGAGGUCUGGACUACCUGGUGCUGAACCACCUCGGCGCCGCCCCAGCAGGCACGCGGGUCCGCAGCUCCCAGUCGACACGUUGGCUCAUGCAGGUGAACUUCCUAAGUUACGUGCAAUUGACUUCUUCGGCGCUGCCAAGCCUGACUGACAGCAAGGGCUCUCUGGUGGUGGUGUCCUCAUUGCUCGGCCGGGUGCCCACUUCCUUCUCCAGCCCCUACUCGGCAGCCAAGUUCGCGCUGGACAGCUUUUUCAGUUCUCUCCGGCGGGAGCUGGACGUGCAGGAAGUGAACGUGGCCAUUACCAUGUGCGUUCUGGGUCUCCGAGACCGUGCCUCAGCCGCCGAAGGAGUCAGGGGCAUCACGAGGGUCAGGGCGGCCCCAGGGCCCAAGGCAGCCCUGGCCGUAAUCCGUGGGGGCGCCACGCGUGCCUCUGGGGUCUUCUACCCGUGGGGCUCCCGCCUGCUCUGCCUGCUCCGCAGUUGGAUGCCGCACUCGAGGGCCUGGUUCGUCCGCCAGGAGCUCAACAUAACGACGCCCGCUGCUGCCUGAGCCUCUGAGCUUGAGGCCCCUUCAUCUUCCCAGAAGACCCUCCAGCCAUCCGUCCUGGAGCUGGGACAUACACUGAAGACACUUCUGAGCAGGUGGUCAAGGGGCAAGAGAAAGUCAUCAAGACACAAAAAAGUAAACCCGAGAAAACUACCAGCACUUGGAAACAAGCAGAACUCGGAGUGUACCAGGCGUCUUGUCACGAAGUCGGAAGUCAAUUACCUCAGUCUUCUUAGCUGUUACUGAUGAUAUGAGAGCUGCUGCCAUUUUGCAGAUGGACAAACUGAGGCUCAAAGAGGUGAUGUGACUUGCCCCAGAGCCCUGGCCCCAUCAAACAGGUCAUACCACCACUGAGCCACCUUUGGAGCCCGCUCUAUCUGUGACCUGAAUCCACUGCCUCCCAGUUUCUUCUUUCCACUCAGUCAGCCUCAGAGCAUCCUCCAACCCUUUCCCCAAGCAAGGGAGCCCUCGAAGCUCUCGAGUUGCUCUUGGGGUCUGAGGAGAGGGAGGAGUAAAGGAACAUGUUGUAGGCUACGUCCAACCUCCCAUUUGAGAAUAAAAAUCCUUCUUCCCUUGCA
Messenger RNA from Capra hircus (goat), 3348 nucleotides. It is a transcript of the gene HSD11B1L, whose product is annotated as hydroxysteroid 11-beta dehydrogenase 1 like. Gene Ontology annotation, molecular function: oxidoreductase activity. The transcript has 7 exons. The record is from RefSeq and is a predicted model, not a curated record. Gene Ontology annotation, cellular component: intracellular membrane-bounded organelle. Lineage: Eukaryota; Metazoa; Chordata; Mammalia; Artiodactyla; Bovidae. Bases 1754 to 2773 code for a protein of 339 amino acids.